GCUUUCCAGGGCGGACCCACGCGGCUGCAGGGAGGAGCCAGAGCCCGCCCGGCGGCGUCCGAGCGCAGAGCUCCUGUUGGAAACGCCAGACCUCUGUCAGCCCAGAACAACUGGGACGGCCUACCUCCGUCCUUCACCGCUGAGACUCGCUGAGUCCUUGCCAUGUCUUCUCACAAAACCUUCAGAAUCAAGAGAUUCCUGGCCAAGAAACAGAAACAGAAUCGUCCCAUUCCCCAGUGGAUUCGAAUGAAAACUGGUAACAAGAUCAGGUACAACUCCAAGAGGAGACACUGGAGGAGAACCAAGCUGGGUCUGUGAGGAGCUGCGCUUCAGCAUGAGACAUGUCACUGCCGACCGUCAGCUAAGGACACCACCGCCACUGGGCAGUGACAUGUGACCACGCCAGUAAUAAAUGUGUGAGAUGCUUUGAAAAA
Molecule: messenger RNA, 434 nt
Organism: Ochotona curzoniae (black-lipped pika)
Lineage: Eukaryota; Metazoa; Chordata; Mammalia; Lagomorpha; Ochotonidae
Product: 60S ribosomal protein L39
Exons: 2
Coding region: 163-318 (51 amino acids)
Biological process (GO): translation
Cellular component (GO): ribosome; cytosolic large ribosomal subunit
Molecular function (GO): structural constituent of ribosome
Source: RefSeq, a predicted model, not a curated record